AUGACGGAAGUGAUCGAGAUGCUCAUGAUCAUACUGAUCGUUACGCUCUGCUUCCUAAUGAUCCCGUUCAACACAAAACCGAGUGCGGUGAUCGAGUCGCGGCGCAAGUUUGACGUGUUCGUCCGCCUGUACGACAAACCUUAUCGGAGUGAUGCGCGCGAGUACGCGUACCGGUUUCAGAUCUUUCGGACGUCGCUGAGCAAAAUUAAGCAGCUGAACGAGUGGAGCCGGGAAGCGAACGACACCGCGAUCUACGGCAUUACGCAAUAUGCCGAUCUGACCGAUCGGGAGUUUAUUGCCCGCCAGCUGGCCGAUCUGUUUCCAGACGAUCCGGCGAGCGGUGGAACGCCACGCGCUUACCAAAAGUAUGUGAUCGAGUCGCACAGUGCGGAGAUGAAGAACGACAUCAUAUUUUCGCGGGCGCGCCGUGAGCUGAAGGUUCCGAACAAUCUACCACUGACGGUUGAUUGGCGGGAAAAGGGAGUCAUCCCAGCGGUCAAGAAUCAGGGCAGCUGUGGAGCUUGUUGGGCGAUCAGCGUGGUCGACACGAUAGCGUCACUGGCGGCGAUCAAGCGAAACGAUCGCAAGCUGGUCGAGCUGUGCCACGAGCGCGUCGUGCGGUGUGCCGCGAAUGGAAACAAUGGAUGCGAUGGUGGUGACACCUGCCGUUUGUUGGAAUGGUUGGCGGAUGAAAGUUAUCGGAUUGGGGCCGCUGAAUCCUGCCCGGAGCGCAAUAUGGCCGAUCAGGAGGGAAAUUGUACGAGCGACAAGCCGUUAGGGAACGGAGUACGGAGAGAGGAUAGUGUUUCGAAUGCUACCUUAGUGAAACGGUUCUCGUGUCAAGGCUUCGAAAACGAAGAACACGUAAUGUUGCGCCAUCUCGCAACGAAAGGACCGAUCGUGGCCGCUGUAAAUGCCAUCUCGUGGAAGUACUAUCUCGGAGGGAUCAUACAGUUCCACUGUGAUUCGGAUUAUGAACGGCUCAACCAUGCGGUGGCCAUCGUGGGCUACGAGCUGAACGCAACCGUACCGUAUUACAUCGUGAAGAACUCCUGGGGACCACGGUUUGGCGAUCGUGGCUAUGUGAAGGUAGCGAUCGGACGGAAUCUGUGCGGUAUCGCGAAUCGUGUAUCGUUCAUAGAAUUGGUGUGA
Messenger RNA from Anopheles maculipalpis, 1152 nucleotides. Its product is annotated as cathepsin O-like. The record is from RefSeq and is a predicted model, not a curated record. Gene Ontology annotation, molecular function: cysteine-type endopeptidase activity. NCBI's taxonomy places the organism in Eukaryota, Metazoa, Arthropoda, Insecta, Diptera, Culicidae. Bases 1 to 1152 code for a protein of 383 amino acids. The transcript is spliced from 3 exons. Gene Ontology annotation, cellular component: lysosome.